AUGGGCGACUUCGACUGUGGCGCCAUCGACUGCGGCGACUGUGGCGACCUUGACUGUGGCGACUGCUGCGAUGAGUGCUUCGACUGCUGCGAUGAGCCGUGCUUCUGCUUCGUCUGCUUCUCGGAUGCCAUCAGCGGCAAGGCACUCCUCCGCAUCGUCUGUGGUCUCGUGAUCUUCGCCGUCCUCGCCGCCGUGGUCACGCUGCUCGUCAUCGCCCUCGUCCCCCGCCGCGUCGGCGUCAGCGUGGAGGACGCGGCCCUCUCCCGCCUCGCCCUCGCCGACAAGAACGCCACGGCCACUGCGCUCGCCUACGACAUCUCCAUCGCCGUCGCCGUCCACAACGGGAAUUUGAUCAUGCCCGCCGAACACACCGCGCCGCUCCACGCGGAUCUGCUCUUCGACGGCGCCCGCUUCGCCCGCGUCGGACUGGCGACCGCAGGGGCCGUGGUCCGACCGCGGCGCAGGGAAGUGUACCACGCCACGGCGGCGGCCGACAGCGCGAGCGUCGCGCUGGGGAGCGCAGGAGUGGCCGACUUCCUCCAGCAGUCCGAAGCGGGGGAGUUCCAGCUCGAGGUGAAGCUUGUCGGCGAGGUCAUGUACCAGCCACACCACAAGAAGCACAGGCUGGACGCGAUCUGCCGGCUAGAGUUGGCUCUGUCAACGGCAACGUCGCCGGCGAUGUUCAAGAAGGUUAUCUUCCGCGCCACUGCGUUGAUCCUGAUGGUUGAGCUAGCCAGCCCGUCGUGCGUCCCCAAGGUAUCACAGGGUAUGUGA
Messenger RNA from Triticum turgidum subsp. durum (durum wheat), 774 nucleotides. NCBI's taxonomy places the organism in Eukaryota, Viridiplantae, Streptophyta, Magnoliopsida, Poales, Poaceae. The record is from the annotation of a GenBank genome assembly.